Castor canadensis (American beaver) is the source of this 1058-nucleotide messenger RNA. RefSeq names its product coiled-coil domain containing 28B (gene Ccdc28b). Gene Ontology annotation, cellular component: centrosome. The record is from RefSeq and is a predicted model, not a curated record. NCBI's taxonomy places the organism in Eukaryota, Metazoa, Chordata, Mammalia, Rodentia, Castoridae.
UGAAAAGCUAUACCUUCCCUCCAAAAGUGACGGAAAGGAAAGCCAACAGGGUCACCUUAGUUCAGGAGGGAGGUAAGGUGAGUGAGAGGAACAGCUUAGUCAACGUGGGGACGCUCCUCCCACCAUGCGCCAUCCCGAGCUCCAGACAAAGCCACUUUCUCUUUAAAUGCAAAUCACCUCCGCCCGCUCAGCCCCUCGGCCGCGUUCCCGGGAGGAGAGUGCGCGGGGCCGAAGGAGCUUGCAGCGGAGCCGCACUCCAGACCCCAGACCUCCAGGGUGGCCUCCUUCCCAGACCUAAGGCCCAGCCAGCACCCAAUGGAUGACAAAAAGAAGAAACGGAGCCCCAAGCCUUGCUUGACCCAGCCAGCCCAGGCCCCAGGCACACUAAGGAGAGUCCCUGUGCCCACCAGCCACAGUGGCUCCUUAGCCCUGGGACUCCCUCAUCUGCCGUCCCCCAAGCAGCGAGCCAAAUUCAAGAGAGUAGGCAAGGAAAAAUGCCGCCCGGUGCUGGCCGGAGGUGGGGGUGGCUCUGCAGGCACACCCCUGCAGCACUCCUUCCUGACUGAGGUGACUGAUGUCUAUGAGAUGGAGGGAGGACUGCUGAAUCUGCUCAAUGAUUUCCACUCAGGCCGGCUGCAGGCCUUCGGGAAGGAAUGCUCCUUUGAGCAGCUGGAGCAUGUGCGGGAGAUGCAGGAGAAGCUGGCCCGGCUGCACUUCAGCCUGGACGUGUGUGGGGAGGAGGAAGACGAGGAAGAGGAAGAGGAUGGGGUCGCUGAGGGGUUGCCUGAGGAGCAGAAGAAGACGAUGGCAGACCGCAACCUGGACCAGCUGCUUAGCAAUCUGGAAGAUCUCAGUAAUUCCAUACAGAAGCUGCACCUGGCCGAGAAUGCUGAGCCUCAGGAGCAGUCAGCUGCGUAGUUCUCGGACCCAGGCCCAGACUGGCUCUCUCAAUCCCUCCAACUGUGACUUUAUAUGAACUCGGGAGAGUAUUCCACAGCCCCCUAGGUGCUAUGGGGGUGGGGGGCACUGGAUGGAAUUAAACCAAAAAGAAAGCAAGC